Molecule: messenger RNA, 2359 nt
Organism: Aegilops tauschii subsp. strangulata
Lineage: Eukaryota; Viridiplantae; Streptophyta; Magnoliopsida; Poales; Poaceae
Source: RefSeq, a predicted model, not a curated record
AUCUGUGAGUGGGCGUUUGGGUGCAGGCGGUUCAUGCGUCGGGGCGAGGGUGCCAUGGAGGGGGGCGCCUCGUCGACGUGCCCGGCCGUCGUUCGUCGCCGGGAACGCAGUGUGGCCCGUUGGUUGACCUGGCCGUCUGUGAUUCAUUCGCGUGGCCUGGCACUGUUCGGCGGCGUGGGUCGUGGUGGGUGGGUCGUCUCCCUUAUCCUGCAUCGCCGCCUGCCUCUUCUCCUCCCUCUUCCUUUCGUUUCGUUUCGGUGCUCGCUCCUCUUCAUGCUCCUGCUCUUUGGUUCGCGAGUCGUCGCUAGGGUUGGUUGCCGAGGGGCUCCAAUGGCGUCGCACCGCGGUGACGCCGGUUAAGCUUCCGUUGUUCUCCUCUUCGCUAGGCUUGGAUCUGCUGCGCCGCUCGUCGAUCUGUGGCUGCUCCUGCCUGGUGUCCUCGCAUGUUCGUCGUCGUGUACGUGUUGGUCUUCGCGUCUUGCUCCAAGGAUCUGCAGGUUGUUUCAGUUUAUAGGUUAUUUCUCUGAGCCGGCCGUGUUGCUAGGCCCUGCUGUCUGGUGGUGCUGUUUUUUGCUGUACAUGGUUAUCUUCAGAGCUACAGCUUGGAUCCGUACGUGGUCCUUACUCACUCCUAUGGACUCCAGGGAGCCUUUGGUUACUGGGUGCAACCAAUGGGAGAUGGUGGCUCGGGUUAUAUUCACAACCGGUUCGGAUGGCGUUCGCAUAACAGGAUAGGAGUCCAGAGAGCUUAUCCUUAUUAUUACCGUUCCAGGAGAAUCUGCCUAAAAGUUUUGUCUAUUGAGCAUCUCUGUACCUGAUUACUCAAAAGAGGUUAACCCAUGUUGUGCUGUUGUCUGUUAAACAAAAAAACUGAUGAAAUAUAUUUGCCCUUUCAAAUCCAUUUGGUCAGCUGAAUUUAUUAUGCUUUUCUGAAGUGACUGCUUUGUGUACCGGCUAUUGGUCGUUUUGAUAUUUCUGCACACUUUCUGCAUGUUUGCUAUUCUCAUCGUUCAUUAUUUAAAUUACUCAUAAGCCUCUUACAAGUACUAUGGAUUAUUAUUAUUGCUAGGAUAAGCAUUGCCACCAAUGCAAGAAAACAAGAUUUCCUUUUGCAUAUUCCUUGCUAUCUUAGAUUGUAAUGUUUAACACAAUUCCGGCUUAUAAUGCUGCUGAUGUCCAGUUGUUAGAAUUUAGAUAUGACCAUUCCUAUAUCUCAAGCUAUCUGAAAUUAUAAGUUUUGACAUAUUUUCAGUUUGGUGCUGUUGUUUAAUAACUGGUCCUUACAAUUAUAGUUGGCCAAAAUUAUUGAACUCUUAGCAAAAUUACUAAAACAAUAUGUUGUGCGCAUUAUUUUUGAACGAGCUUAUGAUGGAUCCUUAUCCACAGGGCAAACUCCUGAGAAUUUAUCCAUUCUGGAAGGUUCUUUGCUCGGAGCUCUUAAACUUAUUAUGCUGAUAGGUCUCGUGAUCAUUUCUUUUGGUCCAAGUUAUUCAUACACCCUUCUGAAUCUACUAUAUGGAGGAAGAUAUAGUGAUGGCGAAGCUACAGCUGUCCUCCGUUACUAUUGUGUUUACAUAAUCUUCUUAGCAAUGAAUGGCAUGUCUGAAGCUUUCCUUCAUUCUGUUGCAAAUGAAAAGCAGCUUAAGCAGUCAAAUGAUAUAUUGCUCCUCUUCUCAGCAAUUUAUAUUGUUCUAAAUGUUACUUUUAUUAAAUCUGCCGGAGCUAUUGGGUUGAUUGCUGCAAAUUCUGUCAAUAUGCUACUGCGAAUCUCAUAUUCUGCAAUAUUCAUCGAAGAGUAUUUUAAGGGCUCAUUCUCCUUUCGCCACUGCUUGCCAGCGGGCUGGGGCGUUCUGCUCAUUUCUGGUGCGACCACAGCUUUCUCCGAGAGGGUGUUUCUGAAUAGAAAUAGGUUCAAGCAGACCCUUCCCAUUCACAUGGCGAUAGGCAUCAUGUGCCUGAUCUUCUCAUUGCUUGAGAUAUACCAUGGCGAAAAGCAGUUCUUGAUGAGCAUCAUCAAAUCGUUGAAGGGUCACGACAAACACACAUGAUUUUUAUAUAUCCGGGGCAAGUGGAUUUACCCCAGAUAUUACUGAUAUUGCCAUACAACAAAAGCGUUGUAAAUACAUGUACACUGGCUAGAGUACCAAAGAAAGGAGCUGGACCCAGCAGUUGGAGAGGCUUCUUAAAGAACAUAUCAAACUGUCCGAAAUCAUAGAUCGCCGCUCUGCAGUGAAUUGAAUUGCUGGGACAAGUUAUAGAAGCGACAUAAAGCAUAGAUCAUGUGGGUAGAUAGGUAGUAUAUUCUGUAACUUCUCCACAUCAGACUUAUUAAGGUUAAAUUGCAGCAUGGUUGUCAGAA